Messenger RNA from Glycine soja, 542 nucleotides. RefSeq lists its product as uncharacterized. The record is from RefSeq and is a predicted model, not a curated record. The transcript has 2 exons. The coding region runs from base 83 to 421 and encodes 112 amino acids. NCBI's taxonomy places the organism in Eukaryota, Viridiplantae, Streptophyta, Magnoliopsida, Fabales, Fabaceae.
CUGGGCCUAUAAAUUCUCACUGAAACUAAUCUUCAUUCCACUCCAUCACUCUCGCCUUCCAAUCUCAUUUGCGAAGGAACAAAUGGCCCACCUAACAUCAACUACUUGUCUGAUUUUUGGCCUUGUUAUAUUCACUUCAGUGAUAUCGAAGGGGAACAGCUGUGAGCUAUCCGUAAUUGGAGGUGGUUGCCCUGAUUUAAAAGAAUGCACAGAAACGUGUCGUCCUUGUUAUCGUGGCAUAGGCGAAGUCCACGCGUACUGUGUACCUGCAAGUGGAGGAAUUCCAUAUGAUCAAUGUGUUUGUAGAAUGAUGAAUGGAGCACCCUGUAACCCUGCUGGACCACCGAUUUGCCCCCGACCAUGGCCACCUACUGCUACCAUUGCCACCAAUCACUCUCAAACUCACAAUGCAACUCCUUAAUUACUCAAUGUUAACACCUACAUAUAUAAUGCAUGGAUAUAUUAUUACUUUAUACACCAAGACUCCAAGAGUCAUAUCAACACCAAUAAAUGAAUGAGAAAUUUUCCAGUUCCAUUAUAAA